Molecule: messenger RNA, 787 nt
Organism: Dreissena polymorpha
Lineage: Eukaryota; Metazoa; Mollusca; Bivalvia; Myida; Dreissenidae
Exons: 5
Coding region: 125-787 (220 amino acids)
Source: RefSeq, a predicted model, not a curated record
GCCGUGCGCAAAAAGGGCUUUUGGUGGGGAGGCGGCCACGGAGGGGGGUAUGGUUACGGUGCUGGUUACGGAGGGGGUUAUGGUGACGAUGGAGGCUACGGAGCUGUAGGCUUUGCAGGCGGGUAUGGAGGCGGAUAUGGCGGUGGUUAGGGUGGCGGUUAUGGUGGCGAUUACGGCGGAGAUUGCGACGAUGGUUAUGGAUAUGGAGGUGGAUCUUUUAGUGGUGUCGGAUUUGGUGGUGGAUACGGAGGCGGAUAUGGUGGAUACGGAGGCGGAUAUGGUGGAUUUGGAUGGGGUAAUUGGGGUAUUCGAGCCCAAUGCAAAUGCGCACCGAGAUGUGGAAAGUUCCAGAAGUACGUUGGUCGAUGCCCGUGGUGCAAGAAGGGAUGCAAACUCGUCUUCUGCUGCAGAAGAAAGUGGUAGACGCUAUAAAACGGACCCUGGCUUAUCCCAUUACACAGAUCACAUUUUUAAAUAUUCAAAUAUGAGUAACCCGACUGCGAUAGACAGUGAAGUAAUCUUCCGUGACGGAAGUUGUUCAUCUGCUCGCGGCGAUGAGGACACGAUGGACGCGGGGAUUUCGUACGAAAACGAGCGGAUGAAGAAGGUGGACGAUCGAGAGAAGCGGGUUGAAGACCAGGCGGACAUUAACGCAGCGCAAAUGGCGACACGUAUCGACAGGCUUGAGAAGGAGCGAGAAGCCAGGCGCGAUGAUGUGUCGUACCUCCAGUCACAGAGCAUGCGGAUCAAUCUUAUAUUCUCCAGCGUUCCCAAAUACAACGCCUAA